Molecule: messenger RNA, 801 nt
Organism: Linnemannia hyalina
Lineage: Eukaryota; Fungi; Mortierellomycota; Mortierellomycetes; Mortierellales; Mortierellaceae
Source: the annotation of a GenBank genome assembly
AUGACUAGGCCGAUCCAGAUCCUGUCGACAUUGCUAUCCGAGUUGCGCAAGACAGUCAGCAUCCACUCGACACAGGCCAAGGUCAUUGACGACGAAUGCAUUGAACUGCAGGAGAAGCUCAUCACUAUCGACCCUUUGCGCCAGGAGCGAUACGAGGACCGCCGCACACAGCUAGUGUUUGACCGUGAGACGUUGUCGAUUAUUCAGGACUCGAAGCGGUUCCCAGAGAUUGAAUACUCGGCCAAACAACCAACCAACCUGGAUCUUUCGAUGCGUGGAUUGACCCACAUCCCCAUCUCAUCUUACCUUCUCCACCUCCACACGCUUAACUUGGACUCCAACUCAAUCACAUCAACCCGCUUUCUCCGCAACCUGCUGAACGUUCGCCGUGUCAACUUGUCCAACAACCUAAUUGAGCACCUCGAAGGAAUGCAGCAUGCACCCAGCCUCGAGUUCUUGACACUCGAGAACAACAUGCUUGCGAAAUGGGAAGAUGUGGUUGCAGGAUUUGUGUUCUGGGGUGAAGGCAAGCUCGCUCGUACAGGCGGACAUGUCAAGGUACUGCUGGGCAACAAUCCUGUGGUCGUGAACGAAGGUGGUGAAUAUGUCCUUGAGAAGCGGUGGGAGGAUGUUGGGAAGGCUGGUGUUGAGAUCCAAUGGCAGUCUGAAGAGCUUCGUUUGGCCGAGGAAGCGCUCUUGGCGACGGAAGGCGAAACUGGUGCUGUUGGAAGCAUGGUUGUGGAUGGCACUCGGCGUGUCAGCACGACGGUUGUUGAGUUUGAUGCCGGAAUUGCCCAUUAA